AAACCCUAGUUUUCUUGAUUUCUGACUGUUUAUGUGAUGGUUGAUUAUAUUCUUUGGCGCGGAGAAGAUCCUCGUUCUUUGAUGUCUACACGGUUUGCUUUUGGACGUUUUGGUUACAUCAAUGUCGGCUUCGAUACGGCUCGAAACUUCCCUUGGCAUGGCAGAUCCUUUAGGCUUUUGCUCGAAGACCAUGUCUCGACCUGCGAUUGCCGGGAGAUCCUCUCCUGUUAGGACCAUUGAUGCUAAAUCCUGGGACAUUGAUCGCUCUUUUACGCGUCCAUACCUUUGAAAACUUAAUCGUUGCGCCUCCUCCUGAGAUCACUCCCGUCUUCAUCUGGGUCUGGCUUGAACAACUGGGCAGAGAUCUCACCUUUCUUCCUACCUUUCUUUCUACCCUUUUGCUUGAUUGAGCAAAAGAGGCGGCUUGAUGUACAUACGACCCUAAACGAUAGACUGAGGAGCUCAUUCCACGACGUCUGAUGCGCUUCAUAACACGGUGUAUCCCACGUUUGCUGCUUUUUUCGUAGACCAAAGAAGUUGGGAGUGACAGAGUUACAUGGAUCUUGCUAUCGUCUUUCAUGGCACGGGGUCAAGAAAAUGCUUAGAAAUUUUUCAUCUAAGUCGUAAACGGCUCCCAUGUUUGCCUUCUGUGUGUCUAUUGCUCGCACUUGAUCCAAUAAGGAGGCUGGUUUCUGCUAUAUUGAACUCAAUAUGUCUGAAAUCACAUCCUGAUCAGAAGAUGUUAUAUUUCUUGUAGAAGGAGUGAGGUAGUACCAAAACAAUUCAGGGGAGCAUACCUCCUAAACUUUGGUGUCAAGUGAAUAGGAAGUGGCAAUAAAUCCAAGUUUGCAGUGUAUUUGAUAUUCGGUGGAUGGGAUUGAAAUCUAGGAAGCAUGACGAGCACUGAUGAUGUAGAGCUUACAAGUACCAUCAAUUCUGGUCUUCCUUGGAAAAUGGUGGCUAAAGGGAGUAGGAGCUCAACAAGACGUAAUAAGAAACCAGUUGCACGAGUUGCAGCCUUGGAUGUUCAGGCAGUAGACAGGAGUGCAGCAGGCGAAGGGGCGGAAGGUGUUUCAGAAUCUGAGAAGCUUGGGGUUGCUGUUCUAGGUCAGCAUUUUGCGGAAAAAGUAGAGCAUGUUCCGAUAAAGAAGCGGAGGUUUAUCCUUCCUCUUCCAUCAUCGCCUUCAAUCAGUUCCUCUUCUCGACAUGAAGGCCCAGAACAUCGUGCACAGAUCAAUCAUGCAUUGCAUGUUUCUAGGUUAAACCCCAAUCUGGUUGAUGGAAGAACAUCAGAAGAUUUUGGUGAAAAGCCCGAUUGCAACAGUCAUGACUUCUCUGGAAUCGAGAUACUUGCUGAUGUUGCUUGCAGUUGUGAAAUAAGUAGUGAUAUACCGACAGCUCGGGAUCAUCUGUUUGUUAAAGAACCUGCUCAACAGCAAAUUCCCUCGACCUUAUCUGUCCAUGUGGAAGGUGACGACCGAUCAUUAGUUGGGACAGUUACUGUCUCCCAGAAAGAUGCUGUUCAUGAAUCUGGUGACCAGGCUAUGGAAGACAAGAGUGAAACUGUAACGUCAUCUAAGAAAAAUCCGGUUGAUGUUUUGGAUCCUGCUUCUGGGGAGAUGGUGUACCAGAACAACAUUAUUGUGGUUUCCAAUGAAUCAUCUACAGAAAAGCCAAAGGGGAAUGUUGACGCAGAUGAAAACGAAAAUUUAGCACCUCAGAACCAAACGGUUGGAUCAGAGAAAUCAUCUGCUGACGAGCAAACUGAAAAGUCUAAGAACAUUGAGUGCCCAAAAGAUGAUAGGUUACAUUGGGAUUUGAAUCUGACGAUGGAUGCUUGGUGUCAACCUUGUGAUGCCGGUGAAGGAAAAGUCACAGAGUCUGUUUCCCCUGUGGAGACAGAACCUAUCAACGGUUGUAAAGACCGUGUGGAUAGCGAGAUUUCAUCGGAUGUGCAUGUGAGCAUCCCAUUGCCUUCUGGGUCUAAGGCUGAAACAGCUGUUCCAAACACCAAGGAUUCCCAAUCUGGUUAUGAUGAUUCCCAGUUUGAGGAUGGAGAGUUGAGGGAACCAUAUCCUUGUUGGGAAGAAAACGAAGGUGAUGCCGCAGAGGUUGAACAGGUGGAUUAUGGUUCUGAACCCGAGGAUGAAAGAUUCUAUCAUUUGGGUGAAGGUAAUGAGAGUAAACUGGACGGUGUUGACAAGGGAAUCGUGGCAGAGAAAAAAUUUGGACCUGUAAAUUCAGAAUCUGGAGAUGCACAAAGGAUCCCGGGGACUAACGAAGGAAGUAGUGAUAUAGAGAAGCAUGUGGUUGUCUCCUUGAAUGAUUCUUAUGCGAAGGGCCCUUCUCCUUCUAGUGUUUUUUCUUCAAAAUCCUUCAAGGAGUUGCCUUCACAUGGUACUGUUCAGCAGAGAAGGUCUGAUAGCUACGAUGAGUCAAAUGAGAGGGAUGCUGGUUCAGACAAGUUUAUGGGGAGGGACAGAUCAGGAAUCCAUACGCGCGGUAGGAGUCCCGGAAGAGGGCAUUUUGGUGGCUGGGAUUCUAAACGACGUCUUUCCCCUUCUCCUAUCUAUAAAGGCAGCUCCUUUGGUUUCGGGCGUCGCCCAAAAAGCAUAGUGGAGAGUCGAGGUUUGAUGAAUGGGUUUGAUCAGCCGGCAUCAGGACCAGAUGGUCAUAUACGUAGGCAGUUCUCAAGUGGGGCAUACAGGGGUCGGUUCAGAAGAUUCCCGGAUGAUGGGAACCGUGACUUCAGAGGCGUAGAUCGAGGCUUUCCAGGUGAUGCGAACGAGUAUCCUGGCCGGAUGCACCACAGGAACAACGGCGGUAGCAGGAGAGAGAGAAGCAACUCUCCUGUCUUCAGGAGAUUGCACUACCCUCAUCAACCCUAUGAGAAAUCCCGAUCAAGAUCCAGAAGCCGUUCCCCAGUCUCGUGGAACAACCGGAACAGAUCUCCCGGGCUGAGAGCUGAUGAUAGGAUGGAGAGAGUGAGGCUGCCGUUCCAGAAGCGGUUUCCAGCCGACCAAGAGGUGGGAUUCAUGUCUCCACCAAGGAAUAGGAUGUCGCCGCCGCCACGUAACUCGAGGUUUUUCGAAGGGAGGAACAGCGAUGGAGGGGAGAACCAUAACAACAAUUUCAGGAUAAGGAAAUCACCAGGAAGAAUGCUUAGGCCAGGACAAAGAUUCGAUAGCAACGGACCUUCCAUGAGAAGGGUGAGCUCAGAGAGUCACUUCAGGCCAACGUUACGACACAGACGGUUCGAUGGGACUGGAGGGGGAAGGCGGGGGUGUAAAUAUGAAGGAGGAGAGGAGGAGAAGGGAGGGAACAGGUACGAGAUGGUGAACCGGCCUCGGCGUUCAGACAACAAUAGAUCCGAAGACGGUGAUAACAUCCGACGUUUCAGAUUUAACGGGGAACAGCAGCAGUCUCAGGUCGUCACAAACAACAACAACAACAGUGGGUCAUGACGAAGAUAGCAGAUUUCCUCAUAUUUUUCCUCCAAAAAUUUUUCUUGGGGUUUAUCGUCGCUGGGGGUUAAUUAGUGAAGAAGAAGAAGAAGAAGAAGAAUAGGGUUUUCAUGGUGCUGAUGGGUUUAUUUUGAGGAGAAGAGAGCGUUCUCUUCCACCUUUGUCUUUCGUUGUUCUUCUCCUUUUUUGUUUUCUCAACUCUCAGGCUAAGAAAGGGGUUUUUUGAUUUGA
Molecule: messenger RNA, 3695 nt
Organism: Tarenaya hassleriana
Lineage: Eukaryota; Viridiplantae; Streptophyta; Magnoliopsida; Brassicales; Cleomaceae
Product: serine/arginine repetitive matrix protein 2-like
Exons: 4
Coding region: 894-3464 (856 amino acids)
Source: RefSeq, a predicted model, not a curated record